AUGCCGGGCGUUGUCGAAGCGCCCGCCGCGGCGGAUCCGUUGGACCUGGGAUACAGUGUCGGGCACCAGAAGGUUGACCUAGACAUUGAUUUUGCUAGCAAGAGCUUGAAGGGACAUGCGGAAAUCACCAUUCACCCUCAUUACAAAACUUUGAAGGAAAUUCGUUUGAACUUUCGACAGGGCGAGAUCAAGCGUCUGAGUGUCAACGGAAAAGUCGCGACGGCGAAUUAUAGGGACCCUUACGACAGUCUCCAUCUCUACGGAGCGCAUUACCACGAGAGACUCACCGCGCAUAUCGACAAAAACCUCCUCACAACACUCCCGAAGCCCGAGGUAUCGAUCGCGAUUCCGAAGAGCGUGCGGAUUGACGAGUUGGACCCAUCCUCGGCGGAAGCUCAGGAGCAAAUUGCGCUGCAGGGCGCCGGUGGUGAUGUCGAUGGACCUGUUACUAUCAAGCCCGAGGCAAAUUUGCCACAGUUUACGGCUGUGACGGUCAGUAUUGAUUUUACGAUUGAUCGGAUUCGGGAUGGACUGCAGUUCGUAGGGGUGGACAGCGGAGACCGUCGAUACCCCCAUGCUUAUACCACGAAUUCACUGGAGUCCAGCGUUGGAUGCCCUCUUUUCCCUUGUGUGGACAACCCGUCCUCCCGGUGCACUUGGGAAAUUUCGAUCUCAUGUCCUUCAUCUCUGGGAGACGUGUUCAACGGCAAAGGACGCGACGUUGGAUCCAAUACAACCUCUCGAUCGCGAGCGCAGAACCGCUAUAUCUCCUCGGACGAUGAAGGUCUGGAUAUGUCCGUGGUAUGCUCCGGCGAGCUGACAGAUGAUAUCACGGAUCCAAACGACCCGACUCGGAAGACAGUCUCGUUUGCAUCGUACUCGCCGCUCUCCGCUCAACAAAUUGGAUUCGCUGUUGGUCCCUUCGAAUAUGUGAAUCUGGCGGACUUCCGUGAAAGUGAUCAGGAUGAACAACUUGGACAAAACGCUAUUCCUCUGCAUGCAUUCUGUCUUCCAGGACGCGGUGACGAGGUUCAAAAUACCGCCUUCCCUAUGGCACAAGCCAUCGACUUCUUUUCUUUGUCCUAUGGGUCGUAUCCAUUCUCCAGUUACAAAAUCUGCUUUGUUGAUGACGUCGCAGUGGAUACAUUGCCGACAGCGUGCAUGGCUAUAUGCAGUAGUCAUCUUCUUUUCCCGCCUGAGAUCAUCGAUCCCAUGUACGACUCAACCAGAGCGCUUGUACAUGCGCUGGCUUGCCAAUGGUCUGGAAUCAACAUCAUUCCUGACGAGCCCGCAGACACCUGGGUUACCGUCGGCGUGGCAUGGUAUAUCACAGACACGUUCAUGAAAAAGCUUUGCGGCAACAACGAAUACCGAUUCCGACUCAAGCAGAUGUCUGACAGGAUCUGCGAGCUGGACUACGAGCGUCCUUCGAUCUACGACAUGGGCAACUUCUUGAAGAUUGACCCAUCCGAAUAUCGUUUCAUUGCGCUGAAGGCACCCUUGGUCCUGUUCAUUCUCGACCGUCGCCUAACCAAGGCUAGUGGAAAGGCGACCAUGCCCCGAAUCAUUUCUCGACUUUUCUUAAACUCCCGAAUGGGUGACAUCCCCAACGGAGCUGUCACCUCUUCAUUGUUCCAGAAGACAUGCGAGCGCCUCGGGCAUGCCAAGCUUGAUGUUUUCUUCGGGCAAUGGGUCUAUGGAGCUGGAUGCCCGCGAUUCCAGGCCACACAGCGAUUCAACAAGAAGAAACUUGUGGUUGAAAUGAUGAUCAGGCAAGUCCAGUCCGAUCAGACGGCCGCUCGUGAUCUUGAAAAGAAUGCGUUCUUGCGCGAUCUCAAGGAAGAAGUUCGACAAGUCUAUGCCGGUGCCAUCCAGCCUGUCUUCACUGGCUCCAUGACGCUUCGUAUUCACGAGGCCGAUGGUACCCCGUACGAACAUAUCGUCGAGAUCAAGGAGGGCGUGACAAAGUUUGACAUCCCCUACAAUACGAAAUACAAGCGACUCAAGCGCAACAAGAAGCAAAGAGAACGUGCUGUCGCAUCGGGUGAAGCCGAUGCCCAGGAAGAAGUCCUCCUUUACUGCCUUGGAGAUGUUCUACAAACAGAGGAAGAGACAGCCCAGUGGCGCCUAGCCGACUGGACCAAGGAGGAUGAAGAAAGGAUGGGACAGGAGUCUUACGAGUGGAUCCGCAUGGAUGCGGAUUUCGAAUGGGUCUGCAAGCUGUCCCUCGGCAUGCCUGGAUACAUGUACCUCUCGCAACUCCAGCAAGACCGCGAUGUCGUUGCUCAAUUGGAGUCCCUUCAGUACAUGGCAGCGCAGCGAGAGCAUCCUUUGAUCUCGACCAUCUUUGUUCGCACACUCAUGGAUAGUCGAUACUUCCACGGUAUACGAGUGACGGCGGCAGAGGCGUUGAUCAAACAUGCCAAAGAUGAAGUUGAUUGGAUUGGGCUGUUCCAUCUUGAAAAGGCCUUCCAAGAACUUUUCUGUCUCCCGGACUCGCCCAUGACACGAUCCAAUGAUUUCUCGGAUCGCGCUGCCUAUAUCUUGCAGAAGGUGAUUCCGGAGUCCAUCUCGAAGGUGCGGGAUAAUAGUGGCAAGACACCUCUUAGGGUGAAGCAGUUUUUGUUCGACAAGCUCAAAUUCAACGACAACUCCAACAAUGAGUACUCGGACAAUUUCUACGUCGCUUCCCUGAUGCGUUCACUCUGCCAUGCGAUGCUCGGUAGAACGGACCCUCGACCGGAGGAGGAGCUGGCCCAUUUCGACAUGCAGCGCGUUCUCGAGAGUCAAGCUGAGGAACAACUCGAGAAAGACACCCUCGCAGAAUUUGACCGCUACAGGAGAAUGGACGAAUGGUCCGGCUCAUUCCAGAACAUAUACUCGCGAGCUGCAUUGCACUGCCAGAUGCAGAUGAUGCAAGCCAAGAUACAAGAGCUCGAUCUAAUGCUCUUUGUUCCUUAUACCCGGUCUGGUACCUACGAUCUGCUUCGUUUGGAGGCGUUUGAAUGCCUUGUCGAGCUCGACAUCUCCCAAAGUCCCGAGCUCCUGCGCUGGCUCAUCUUCACCAUGACCAGUGACACAUCCGCUUACGUUCGUCACCACUGCCAACGCCUUUUCGGUCGAGCUUUGGCGCAGAUUGCCUUUGGGCGACCUGGGCAAAUAGAGCCGAACCAGACAGGGGGAUUGAUUAUCGAGCAAGAGUCUUCAACGGAAGUUCGCCAAGCUGAUCUUGCACGUCGUCAAACCGUCCCUGGUGCCAUUGAAGCGUUGAAGAAGGAAAUCUCAGGUGAUCCAUCUCUCAAAGAGUAUAUGUGGGCUGCAUGCAACUCGAUGUCAAUCGGGGUCCUCGAACUGGCCGAGCUGCUAGAUGUCUGCCGCGUCUUAUUCGACCCCGUCACAUCGAAGCGUAUCACAUUGCGGCUCGGACGCCACUGGAGGGUGAAGAACCUAGGAAAUGGCAAACUCCACUUCUCCCGAACGGGAUCCUUCCGGGGCAGCCUCCAUCCCAAACGGAAACGCGACGAGUCUGGAAUGCUCCCGCCAGCCCCGCGCAUCACCUUCAAGCAGUCCAAGACCGGCACAACUCCAAGCACGCCAUCCUCGACAGCCCUCCCCAAACUACACAUUCCCCACCCAUCAUCCACUCCGACUGCGGGCACCGGCACACCCACUGCUUCUACGCCCGCAACUCCUGCCAGCGGCGGCGGCUUGAAGCUAAAGCUCAAGUUCGGGCACAAAAAAUAA
Messenger RNA from Penicillium cinerascens, 3744 nucleotides. RefSeq names its product transcription initiation factor TFIID subunit TAF2. NCBI's taxonomy places the organism in Eukaryota, Fungi, Ascomycota, Eurotiomycetes, Eurotiales, Aspergillaceae. The transcript has 2 exons. Gene Ontology annotation, molecular function: RNA polymerase II general transcription initiation factor activity; transcription cis-regulatory region binding; chromatin binding. Gene Ontology annotation, cellular component: transcription factor TFIID complex. Gene Ontology annotation, biological process: transcription initiation at RNA polymerase II promoter. The coding region runs from base 1 to 3744 and encodes 1247 amino acids. The record is from RefSeq and is a predicted model, not a curated record.